GAGACUAAAUGCAACUGGACCAGGGGGCUUGUGGGCAUGAAGUGGCUGGGCGAAUCCAAGAACAUGGUAUUAAAUGGCAGACGACACGGAAACAAGUUGACCAGCGAGCAACCUGUGAGCCAGAGUCAGACUCGCUCUCAGCAUUGUCAGCGAUCAUCCCUGCGGCACAAUAAAACUCACCCAAGAAACCGAAGAUGUAGCCGCAGGUUUAAUGCAGCCAGUCUGGAGGCAGAGAGGCGCUAUGUGCCCUCCUCAGGAAUGACUGCCAAGGAGUUGUGUGAGAAUGAUGAUCUGACCACAAGCCUCAUCCUGGAUCCAUAUCUGGGCUUUCAAACUCACAAAAUGAACACCAGAUUUCGACCAAUUAAGGGAAGACAAGAGGAACUGAAAGAGAUCAUUGAGCGCUUCAAGAAACAUGAUAACUUGGAGAAAGCUUUCAGAGCUUUGACAUCAGGAGACUGGUGCCGAAAUCUUUUUCUCCACAAGACAAAAUCUCAAGAAAAGCUCUUCAAGCAACAUGUAUUUGUGUAUCUUCGGAUGUUUGCAACAGACAGUGGGUUUGAGAUUCUCCCUUGUAAUCGCUACUCAUCAGAACAAAAUGGAGCUAAAAUUGUGGCAACAAAGGAAUGGAAAAGAAAUGACAAGAUUGAAUAUUUGGUGGGAUGCAUCGCUGAGCUUUCAGAGAGUGAGGAGAACAUGCUGCUCCGACAUGGGGAGAAUGACUUCAGUGUCAUGUAUUCAACUCGCAAGAACUGUGCCCAGCUCUGGCUGGGACCAGCUGCCUUCAUCAAUCACGAUUGUCGGCCAAACUGCAAGUUUGUAUCAACAGGGCGUGACACAGCCUGUGUCAAAGUUUUGAGGGACAUUGAACCAGGAGAGGAAAUCUCAUGUUACUACGGAGAUGGGUUUUUUGGGGAAAACAAUGAAUUUUGUGAAUGCUAUACAUGUGAACGACGGGGUACUGGUGCUUUUAAAUCCAAAGCUGGACUGCCAGUGGAAGUGCCAGUGAUCAACAGUAAAUACGGGUUGCGGGAGACCGACAAACGUCUGAACAGGCUGAAGAAGCUCGGGGAAGGAAACAGGAGCUCAGACAGUCACUCCGUAGGCUCACACACCGAUGUAGACUCUCAGGAAAUGACAAAAACACUUCAAUCUGCCAGAAAAAGAACAUCUUCAUCUGACCUGAAGUAUAAAAACAGGACUCAAACUAGACAGACUUUGUCAAAAGCCCUUACUACCUCAUGUUCAAAACAAGGUCGCAUAAACAAUAACAGGGUACCAAAGAGACUAAAAUCCCAAUCCAAGCCUUCACUAAGUAAAGUCCAGUUGCGGGGUCGCAGGAGGGGUACAGAGCCUAAAGCAUUGGCCAAAGGAGAGACUUGCCAGCUGGGUCUCAGGGACUCAAAGGUGUCGCUAUGUAAAGGUGUCACCAUCAAGAAGGAGAAAGAUGGACAGGAGCUGGUGCAACAGACAUUAGGCCAACGGGGCUGCCUCACUCGUCAUGCUGCCAAGGAAAAUGGCAAUCUCCCAGCUGCGCAAAGCAGUGACAGCAGCCAGUGUCCAGUGUACAGAACUCGCAGGUCCACAAGGGCCCCUGUAAAAGCCCAGGAAACAGCAUCUGGCAUUAAGUUGGAGCCCAGUGCUAUGGAUGGCUUGAGCCCAGUACCUGGUGGAGUGGUCAUUAAAACAGAGCCAGCUGACAUGGAGGAAUAUCUCCACCAUGGAGUGGGACUGGAGCAGCCAGCAUUAGAUACUGGCUAUGCCAGAAGAGGCUUGUGCACCAGGCGGAAACGGUUGCCGCGGCUCAGGACAGAGCGAACGAUUAAAUGUGAGGACUCGUACGGUGAGCCAUUCAUGCCGGUGUCUGCUGGCCACACCACCAAUUUCUCAGACUGCGGCAACAUGCUGUUGAGCUUCAAUGACCGACACAGGAACUACAAUGGGGUUGCUAAUUGCAGCAAAUCCCUUCGCAGGGACAAGGCAAAGAGUGGCUGUCGGUCACAGGACAAGGGAAAGAAGAAGCGUCAGAUCACACGGUACGAUGCCCAGCUGAUACUGGAGAACAACACUGGCAUCCCCAAACUGACGCUUCGACGCCGGAGAGACAGUAGCAGUAGCAAGACCAAUGAUCCCAAGGAUUCCAUUGGCUCCUCCAACCUUUCUGCCUCUAUGGUCAAUUCAGCCUCUUCCAGUAAAAUUAGCAUCAAGUUUAGCAAGGACCAUGAUAAGGACAAAGGCAGCUCAUACAUUGCCAAACUGAAUAAUGGCUUUGCCCCUGUAGUCCAUGGUAACACCACCAAGCUGAAGAUACAGCUGAAGAGAGAGGACGAUGCACGGCGAAUAUCCCAGACAAAGGCAGACCAGAUGUCCUAUAAUGGGGACAUGGGUCAGAGUCUGGAGGCCAGGAAUGGUGGACAUCGAACCCAAAAGGCCCUGGCAGACCCUUCUUCUGAUGAGGACAACGAGGAAGAUGGGGAAGAGGAUGAUGAAUAUUUUGACAAUGAGUUUGAAGACGAUUUCAUUCCACUUCCUCCAGCAAAGCGCCUCCGACUCAUUGUGGGUAAAGACUCCAUAGACAUCGAUAUCUCCUCCAGGAGGAGAGAGGAUCAGUCUCUGAGGCUCAAUGCAUAAGCUGUGGAGCUCAUCACUCCCACCUUUCCUUGUAAAUAAAGAUGACCUGCUAA
Molecule: messenger RNA, 2684 nt
Organism: Monopterus albus (swamp eel)
Lineage: Eukaryota; Metazoa; Chordata; Actinopteri; Synbranchiformes; Synbranchidae
Gene: kmt5b
Product: lysine methyltransferase 5B
Exons: 10
Coding region: 37-2631 (864 amino acids)
Cellular component (GO): nucleus
Molecular function (GO): protein binding; histone H4K20 methyltransferase activity
Source: RefSeq, a predicted model, not a curated record